GGGCUCGGUGACAAUAUGGCGGCGCGCGGCGAAGUGGGGAUGGUUCGGUUCCGCGUGCUGGAACUAGACGAGCCAUCAGUCCGUAGCGACGCGUCCCCGGGGCAAGUCGCUAUGAUGGUGUCACGUUAUUCGUUCGGUUCUCGGCUCAAUGCCAUGGUGUAUCAUGGAUUCGCGAUUCUCGUUCUGUUCUCUGUUCUUCUCGUGUCGUGUCCAGUUACCUGUCAAGAGACGUUAACGAAUCGGAUGCGUGUGAUCAGCGAGGAUCUGGACCGGCAGCUAAACGGAAUCAUGGCCUUGCAGGCCCUCAACUACACGACGAUUAACACGACCGGGCUGCUAUACAACGCCACCACGAAGUUCAACCCCAAGGGCAUGGGCCAGCUGUACAACGUGACCAACACGUUCAUCGACUUCGUGCAGAGCAAACAAGCCUACCCAGAAGGGAUGUUCACCGUAGAAAAUCAAGUACCAACGUUUCGGUACACUUUGUCCGAAUGGAGGAUCAUCGUGACCCAUUACGGUGGUUUAGCUGGUCUAGCAUUCGUUGGUCUCCUUUUGGCGGCGAUUUUACCAUGCGUGGGUUUGUUCUUUUGUUGCUGCAGAUGCGCCGGUCAUUGCGGUGCCAGAAGCCAGCCGUUCGACAAGAAACACGAUCAUUGUAGAAAGGUGUUGCUCAGCAUGGUGCUCAUAGCAGUAGCUACUAUUAUAUUGUUCGGCGUUGUCUGCGCGUUUGUGACGAACGAGUACAUGCAGGAUGGCAUCAAGGAGCUUCCGAGCAACGUGAAAACCAGCCUGAAGGAUGUGAAACUAUACCUGAGCACCACCAAGGAAGAGAUCAAUAAUCUUCUCAUUACUAAUUUCGACGAGCUUGAAAUUAAUCUGAACAACAUACUUCAAGCGAGCGGCAGAAUCGUUACCGAACAGCUCGCCGAAUAUUCUCAUGCGGUCUCUCUUACUAAUCUCAGCGAUAUUGUGGCUGGAUUGGAGUCCAUCAAGGAGGAUCUGAAGACCAUGCAUAUAAUCACUAGAGAUCUGAGGACGAACGCCAGUGAACUGGACAAUGUUGUACGAGGUGUUAAAAAUAAUUUGCUUCACACGCUCGCAGCUUGCAAGACCCAGCAUUGCAAACAGGUGUUGAACGAUUACAAAGUGAAUCAAAUGUCCGUUCAAGUGGACUUCGACAAGUACAUGGACCGAUAUUUCCCGAAGUUACCAAACGUCACAUCAGCCUUGCACAACAUUACCAUGCUGAUGAAAGGUAACAUCGUGUCGGAAGUGAGCCAAGGUAAAGAAUCGUUCCUGAAGAUACAAAAGGAUAUUCAGCACGCGGUGAAUCAGACCAUCCCUGUGGUCAGUGCUAGCAUAGAUAUAACCGGAAACUUUUCCAAGAACCUGGCGAACAACAUGACGAUGCUUAUCGAUAGGAUAAACGUCGAUAUUGAUAGAGUUUACAUCAAGCAUCUGGAUUAUGCUCGAACGCAUAUUGAUCAGUAUUCACCGUACAGGUACUAUCUGGGCCUUGGAAUAUCAGGAAUUCUGUUAACCGUUUUAAUGUGUCUGACUUUUGGUCUCUUCUGUGGAAUUUGUGGGAAACGUCCAGAUGGUUACGGGGACGACUGCUGUAAUAAAGGUUCAGGAGCACGAUUCCUCAUGAUGGCUGUCUGGAUUAUUUUCCUUUUAACCAGCGUCCUAAUGGUGAUCACUGUAGCACACAUGGUCACCGGUGUUCUCGUUCAGCGAGCAAUUUGCGAACCUUUGAAGAAUCCUCAGGACAACAGGAUGUUCGCUCUGGUCGAUGAAAUUGUUCAGGUGAAGAAGACACUCUACCCGCAGAAUCCGAAUAUUGAUAUAAACAUGAGUUACAUUGUCACGAAUUGCCAUCGAAACGAACCAUUGUACCGGGUUCUGAAGCUGAACAAUCUCUUUGAUCCGAACUCGUUGCGCGAAUACGCUGGUCGUUACGAUAUCAACAACACUAUUCAACAGUUACGUCGUAAAAUUAGUUUGUCACCAGGUGUAGUAAUCCUCACAGAGAGCGCCAAGUCAAAGCUGAACGACCUCGCCCAAAGCGGUCUGAGCGAUAUUAAAUUUUAUCAAUAUGCUGAGAUCCUUGCCGAUAAUAUUACCAACAUCAAUCUGGAACAUUUGGCAAGGCAGCUGUGGGAGGUCUCAGCCAAAUUACCGGAAGGACAGGACGACAUUCGGGACAGUCUGGAGAAAAAUGCGAUGAAUCUGGAACAUUAUCAUAGAGAUCUAGUGGUGCCGAUGUCGACGCUUAGCGAACAGUUAGCCGCGAAGGCUCUCGCUCUUGAGGAGAAGAUAAAGUUCAAUCAUAGCUCGAUGGCGGAGGCAAUUCAUGACCUCGUUGACGAAGUCACGAAAGCGCAGCAGUUCCUGAACAAAGACGGGCCAGAAUACGUGCAAGAUCUAGCAACUAAGUUUGGAAACGCUUUUCUUCGUCAAGUCGAUGACUUCCUCGAACGUGUGAUCGAUCACGCUUUGUUUCACAUUGGAAGUUGCGCUCCUGUUUCAAACGCUUACAAUGCCACUUUGGUUGCAGGCUGUAACAGGAUCUUAGAUCCAUUCAACGGUUUCUGGGCGAGUGUCGGAUGGUGUUUGAUCCUCUUCAUUCCAACCAUAGUACUCUGCGUGAAACUGAGCGCGCUGUAUCAAAAAUCAGACCCUUAUCCAGGACCUCUAGUCGAAGCUGAAUAUUUGUAUGACGCGUAUGCAGACAGGGAUAACAUACCCCUUACUCAUGUCCACGACAAGAAAUACGUGUCUCAUAGUAGAGACCCAUACGCCAAGUACGAAAGCUACGACGGACCAGCAGGUGGAUACAGCGAGCGAGAAAGGGUAGCGGAUGCCCAUCAAAGCACAUCCCAUUACCAUCAUCACUAUUCAAGAUAUUCUGAUGUAGCGCCAAAUUCAACCCCUUCGUGGCGAAGCCACGAAUCUACCGCCCCCUCCAAAACAGAACCUCACAAUAAAGUCUUUAGCAUAUCGAUAGAAGCGCAAAACUGUGAUUUUCCUAAUGGUGGACCUCCUGGUUACCAGCCAGCCGCAGCAGCUCCUCCGCCUUUGAGCACAGAGUACGAACGACCACCCCCCUAUUAUUACUAUCCUGGGCCAGGGGACACAAAUUAGGAAACAAGUGCCGUGGCAUGCACAAAGUUAGCGCUGAGUAGCGUCGCUACUCACAGUCUCACUCGCAGUUACAGGAGGACACUCAGGAAGAAAGAGAAGUCCAGGUGCAGGCGAGACUACGUUUAAUUGUAGCGUUUCUAUUUGAGCGUGCCACGGACCGUGCGAACGGCGGUAUCAAUGAAAGACCAAGUUUAAUACAGACUGAGGUAGGCUAAAUGGAUCCUUCAGCGAGUGCAAGUAGUGUGAUCAAUGUGUGCGAUUUGUUUUCUUUAGUAAUUAUUAUUUAGACUCGCGAAAGGGACGUUACGUUGUGUCGAAUGGUUUUCUGCGACUCGACAGCCUUUUUAUUAGCGCAACAAUGUUUUCUUCAUUUAUGUCUUUCUUUUAUUUUAUUAUUAUUACUAGAUGAACUGUAAUGAAGCGAUGAUUUGCAUCGUUUGUGCUAUGUUAAUCGUUGGACAAUCGAUUUUUAACACGACUGAUUAUUUACCACCGUUUAUAACCCUUUUCUCUCAUGAGAAUGCCAUUAUGAUUAUCUUUUUUUUUUUAUUCGAUUUGUCUUCAAGAUUUACAUGCAUCAAGUUUAAUCGUGACUCUCGAAGACGCGUUGAUCUUUUAUCGUUUUUUUUUUUUUUUUU
Messenger RNA from Osmia lignaria (orchard mason bee), 3785 nucleotides. Its product is annotated as prominin-1-A. The record is from RefSeq and is a predicted model, not a curated record. Gene Ontology annotation, cellular component: membrane. Lineage: Eukaryota; Metazoa; Arthropoda; Insecta; Hymenoptera; Megachilidae.